This is a messenger RNA of Plasmodium falciparum 3D7, 4962 nucleotides long. RefSeq lists its product as uncharacterized. NCBI's taxonomy places the organism in Eukaryota, Apicomplexa, Aconoidasida, Haemosporida, Plasmodiidae. The coding region runs from base 1 to 4962 and encodes 1653 amino acids. The transcript is spliced from 6 exons. The record is from RefSeq and is a predicted model, not a curated record.
AUGAGUACUGGUUGGAAUUUUAAUUUUAAAAAAAAAAAUGGAAGAAGAAAAAAAGGUGACUUAAAAUACGUGCAGCUCUUUAGUAGAAGUGGCAUAAGUACUUUGAAAAAUGAAAAUGUUAUUUUUGAAAAAGGUUUGAAUUGUGGACCUGCAGGAAGAAAUGCAUUAAUUCGAUGGAUUGAAUAUAACUAUAAAAUGAAAAACGAUGAAGAGAACAGUUACCCUGCUGUUAAUGCUUGCAAAAUAUGGCAAAAAACACAAUCAUUUCAAGAUGUUGUAUUGUCUGGUAUGGUAGACUUUCUAAAAUUUUUAAACGUUCCAAAGCACGUAACAUAUAAAAAUGUUUUUGAUAAUUAUCUAUCUCCAAAUUUUAUAAACAAAAUUAAUUCUAUUGGAAAUUCUCAAAAAAGCUUAAUAAGAUUGGCUAGUAAAAUGACUCCCAUGUUCCAAGUUAGGGAAAUCCAACCCUUAUUUUCUGUUUUAUUAGAAAAGAUAAAUGUAAUACCUGUAAAGAUAUUAAACAUAUUAGUAGAGGAUACCCCCGCUGCUCAAUACUUUUACGAGAUAACAUGCCUAAAUGUAAAAAGGAAAAUUUGGGUAAUGUGGGCCCAAAAAUUUUAUGAAGAAAUUGAACAGUUGGUUGAAGAAAUUAUUAUUCAUAUGAAAUUAAAUGAUAAUCAUGAAUACAUAAAUAAUUUAAUAAAUAAAAUUAUAGAUUUUAUUGGAGAUGGUACAGAAAAAUAUUACUUAUAUAAUUUAUGUAUACAUAUUAUAAGAUUGAAAUCUGUAAAUACAAUAUUAAAUCAUAAUGAAUACCUUUCAUCUAAUCAUUAUAAUGAUAAUCUUAAAUAUGAUGAACACCAUAAUAUUACCAUGACAAAUCAAACUAAUAAUAUUAACAAAAUUUCAAAAAAUAUUGAUAUAUAUAAUAAUAAUAUAAUUAUAAAUGAUAAAAAAAAUAAAGAACCAAAUAAAAACUAUUUAAAAUUAAAUUUAAAUUUUAACAAUAUAUCAGAAAAUCAAGAUCUACAACAAAAACUUAUCAAAUUACAAUCAUGUUUUGAUAAUAUCAUGAAUAAUAAUAAUAAUAAAGAAAGUGAUGAUCAGAAAGAAAUGAUAUAUAGUAAAGAAAAUACCCCAUAUUAUUUACAACUUCACGAAUAUUAUCACAAUAGUACUUCAUUUAAAUAUUUAAAGAAAAGAAAAAAUGAAAAAUAUGGAAAAGAUAUAAAUAUAAUAAACGAUGAAAAGAUAUUACUAAAUAAAAUGGAAAGAGAGACCGAUUCUAUGCGUCUUAUUAAAAAUCCACAGUAUAUUCAUAAAGAGGACACAAUAUGCAAGAGAAUUUUAUAUCAAAAUAGGGAUGACAAUAGGGUUAAAAAAAUAAAAUAUAACAUGCAUGAUAAGGAUGAAGAUAAUGAGUUGGAAAAUAUAGUUUAUAUGGAAAGAAAUAAAAUUGAAGAGAAAACAAAAGAUGCCCUUGUUAAGGAUAAGGAGAAUGUAGAAGAGGACAACCUUGAAAAUAUUACAAAUAAGAAUAUGAACAAUAAUAAUAAUAAGAUAAGUCGUAGUAAUAUAUGCCAUGACAAUAUUACAGAUACAAAAGAGAAAUUUCAAAAAACACGUAAAAUUAAAACCAAUAACAAUGCAUAUUAUGAUAAAAAGAACUCCUUACCAUUUGAUAAUAUGUUCUAUAGUAAAUUACGCCUACUUUUGUGCAUGCAAUAUAAAGAGAAAUAUAAUGUUGUUGAUAAUGAAAUGAUAAAGAUAGACAAAUAUUUUUAUUUUAUAGAAUUUAUUAAUAAUAUUAUUAAAGAUGGAAUAGUUAAUUUUAUAGAUGAAUUUAAAACAAAAGAAAUAAUAAAAAAAAUGCAAUAUAAUUUUAAAAUUACAAAUAUCGAUGAUCUAUAUGAAUAUUCUUUAUUACUCAAUAAUAUACAAUUAAAAUUUUCUAUUAUUGAAGGAAUAUGUUUCAAUUUUCAUAAAAAUAAUUUUGAUAUGAUAACACAAAAAUGUAAUGUACACUUUUGGAUAUCAUUGUUUUAUUUAGGUAUUUACAAUAACUUCUUCUCAUUAAUUAAAUAUGCUAUCGAUAAAAGAGAGUCGAUCGGUACAAAAAAGAAAGAUAUAAAAAAAGAUCAGAAUGACAGACAUAUAAUUAAGGGGGAAGUCGAUUCAGAUAUAAAUACACAUGUUUAUAACGAGAUAAUACACACUGAGGAAGAAAAGGAUUAUUAUGAAAAUAAAGAAAAUGUUCAUGAGGAAGUAAAGCUACAAAAUGAUAUCAAAGAAAUAGAGGAGGAGGAGCAAAAUGAAUAUGCUGGUAAGGAUGAAAUUGUGAGAGAUAAACAUUUGAAUAAUUACCAAGAUGAAAAAGAUGUUCAACAUUUACAUAUAUAUGAAUUUUAUGAAAAUGGUCAAUAUUAUCAAAAUUAUGAUGAUGGCAUGAAAUUUUUUGAGGAGAAGGAGGAACCUGAUAGAAAGGAUGAAUGUGAUGAAAAUAAAAAUGAUGAUGAUGAAGAGGAAGAAGAAGAUGAUGAUGAAGAGGAAGAAGAAGAUGAUGAUGAAGAGGAAGAAGAAGAUGAUGAUGAAGAGGAAGAUGAUGAUGAUGAACAGGAAGACGAUGAUGACGAAGAAGAUGAUGAUGACGAAGAAGAUGAUGAAGAGGAAGAUGAUGAUGAUGAACAGGAAGAUGAUGACGAAGAAGAUGAUGAUGACGAUGACGAUGAUGAUGACGAAGAAGAUGAUGAUGACGAUGACGAUGAUAAUUAUAAUGAUACUUAUAAUGAUGAUGAUGACUAUAAUAAUAUAAAUCAUGAAUAUAAUAAAGAACACCCUAAAAAAAUAAGUAAUGGUGGUAAUAAUAAAAAAUAUGGUCAUGUAUUUCCUAAGGUUUAUCCACAUCAUACAAUUUAUAAUGAUUAUAAUAAAAGAAAUAAUUAUUAUGAAUCUCAAGAGAAGGAGGACACAUGGAAAAAUCAAAAGCAUAAAGGUAUAAAUAAACAUAAAGAUGAUUCACAUGAAGAUGAUUCACAUGAAGAUGAUUCACAUGAAGAUGAUUCACAUGAAGAUGAUUCACAUGAAAAUGAUUCACAUGAAGAUGAUUCACAUGAAGAUGAUUCACAUGAAAAUGAUUCACAUGAAGAAAAAGAACAAUAUAUAUAUAACAAGGAAUUAUAUGAAAAAAUAAAAAAAAAACCAGGAAAAAAUAUGAAUAAGGAAAUAUAUUAUAAAAAAAAUAUAAAGGAAGAAUGUAUGGGAAAUGACCAAAACAGGAACAAUAAUAAUGAUAAUAAUAAUAAUAAUUAUAAUAAUAUUGAUGAUAUAAAAAAUGAUAAGUACAAAUUAUUUUUUAAUUUUUGUAAGGAUAGUUAUUUGAAAAUUCCGAUAAUAAAUAUACUAAGAUAUAUAGUAAUAUCAAAUGAUAUUCCAAAUGAAUUUUUUUCAUUUUUUGAUUUUUUUAAAGAAGAUAAUAUAGAAGAAUUAAAAUCAAUAAAAGAAAAAAAUACUAUAUUGUUAUUAUCUGCUUUGUUAAAUAUACCACAAAUUGAUUAUAUAAAAGUAAAAAAUUUUUUUUCUAUAAUUGAAGAAUUUUUUUACCUUGAGAAAAAAAAAAAAACCCCAAAUUUACAGAGUGAUAAUAAUAAUAAUAAUAUGAGAGACAAUUUUCAUAAUAGGUAUUCAACUGAAAUGAUUAAUGUGGAAGAAGGGAAAAAAUACUUACUAAAUGAAAUUUGUUUAGAUAAAAAUAAUAUAAGGGACAUUCAAAUAUCAGCCGAAGAUUUAGAAUAUAGUGAUAAUAACAAUGUAGACAGUGGUUAUGAUAGUGAUAUUAAUAGUAAUAAGUAUAAUAGUAAUAAUAAUAAACAGCAGCAAAAAAUAAAUAACAAUAAUAUUAAUAAUAAUAAUAAUAAUAAUAAUAAUAUUGAUAGUAAUAAUAUUAGAGACAAUGUGGACAUAAAUUAUAAAGAUGCCAUUAAUCAAAAUGAUAUUAGAACAUCGUUUCAAAUUUAUGAAAAUGUCAACCUAGAAUUUGAUAAGGAAAAAAUGUUUAAUGAACAAAAAGAAGAGAGUAUAAAAAAUAUAGAUAAUGGAAAUGUGGAUAGUUUAAAUAAUAAAUAUCUUUUUGAAAAAUUAGGAAGAAAAUUGAUAAAUACUAUAUAUAAUAUGAGCAAAGAAAUUAGUGAUAAUAAAUUUUUAAUAAAUAAUAAUAUAUGUUCCAUAUAUAUAUAUUUGAAUAAUUGUUGUAAGAAAAAAAAUAUGCAAAAACAAAAUAAUAUUUCUUUUUGGAAUAAAGAUAAAAAUAUACAUACUUCUUUUGAUGAAAAUUCAAUUUUGUAUAUGCCAAAAGAAAUGAACGAAAAAUUCUAUAAUUGUAAUAAUCUUGUUAAGAAAUAUUUUCCUUAUAUUUUGAAAAGUUCCUUUUUCAUUUUUAAUAUUUUAAAAAAAAAAAGAUUGAUACAUAUUUAUAUAAAAUAUAUGUAUUUAUAUGAAUAUUUAUACCAUAUGAUAUUAAAUAGAAUAUUAUAUAUCAGUACAAUCAAAUUCUAUCCUUUUCUACAAAAUAUUAUUUUAAAAGAAUUAAAUUAUUAUUUUCAUGAUUUCAAAAAUGUAACAAUAAAAAAUUUUUGGAAAUUUUAUUUAUAUGCACACACAUUAAUUGAUAUCAAUAAUUCAAAAAUUAUUUUAACAAAGAAAUUAUUUCAUAAUAAUGCCAUUCAAUAUUUUAUAAAGCUUUUUUAUUAUCUCUCAUUUUACAACCCUAUCUUUUCUAUCCUUUUUCUAAACCUCAUACGGACACCCCUAUUUCAUAAAAAUAUUGAAAAUAAAAGAUUGGAAAUUUUACAAAAUAUAUGGAAUGGAGCACAUGAAAGAUAUUUUUUAUUUUUGUCUAAAAGAAAAAUAUAUUCCAUUGAGUAUAAAAUAUGGCUAGAUGAAUACAAUAAAUGUUCCGAAAAAUAA